This is a messenger RNA of Vigna umbellata (rice bean), 3282 nucleotides long. The record is from RefSeq and is a predicted model, not a curated record. NCBI's taxonomy places the organism in Eukaryota, Viridiplantae, Streptophyta, Magnoliopsida, Fabales, Fabaceae.
AAUGCACAUAGCAGGAAGGUGCCACGCUACUCACAUUAUGCACUUACGGGGAACGUUCACUUCAAAAGUAGCAUGAUAAAACUACAACUCUUGAAAGUCUUUAUAUAUUCUUUAUCAUUGCACCCACUUUUUAUAUAUACGUUUGAAUAUUCUUUUCUAUGCGAUUGCAAGCUACACUGCAUUGCUUGUUCUGGUAGUAAAUCCCUGUUACUCUUCUUCCAUCACCAACCACAAACCCAGUAUCCAACCACAGAUCCAAAUCUACACGCUCGUCCACGCUAUAAUGGCAGACAGUGUAGUUACCUUUGUUUUAGAUCACUUAGCCCAGCUUGCGGCCCGGGAAGCUAACUUGCUGUAUGGCGUGGAGGAUAGAGUCCAGUCUCUCCAGUACGAACUUGAACUUAUCAAAGAGCUCCUCGAUACCACAAAGAGAAAGAAGGGAAUGGAAUAUACUGUAUUGAAGCAAAUCAGAGAUGUGGCCCACUUAGCUGAGGAUGUCAUCGACACAUUCGUGGCCAAAGUUUCCAUUUACAAGAAGAGAACCAUUAUGGGAAGGAUGCUCCGUGGCUUUGGCCAAGCAAGGUUGCUCCAUCACGUAGCCGACAAAAUAGACAAGCUCAAAACCACUCUCAACGAGAUACGCGACAACAAGGACAGACACGAUGCUUUCAAAGAAAUCACUAAUCAAUCCGCGGUGAAAGAGGAGGAAGAGAAGGAAAGAGCACAAUCACAGCUAAAGAAGCUAAGAAGAAAUGUGGAGGAGGAAGAUGUGGUUGGCUUUGAUCAGGACUCCAAGGAUAUCAUCAAGCGACUCCUGGAAGGUGAUUCAAAUCGCAAAGCAGUCUCUAUCAUUGGCAUGGGGGGAUUGGGGAAGACCACCCUUGCCCGAAAGGUCUAUAACAACAGUCAGGUGAAGCAACACUUCAUGUGUCGCGCGUGGGUUUAUGUGUCAAACGAGUGCAGAGUUAAGGAGCUUUUGGUCAGCCUUCUUAAGCAUUUGAUGCCAAAUUUUAAACAGCAAAGCAAAGGCAACAAAAAAGGUAAGAAAAGGGAUGGAGACAUUAACAGCCUGAGUGAGGAGGAGCUGAAGGAACAGGUGCGGAGCUGCUUGGAGAGGAAAAGAUAUCUUGUGAUAGUAGAUGAUUUGUGGAAAAGGCAAGAUUGGGACGAGGUGCAAGACGCUUUUCCGGAUAACAACGGAGGGAGCAGAAUAUUGAUCACUAGUCGUUUGAAAGAAGUGGCCUUGCAUGCUGGUGAUGAUGUUCCUCACUAUCUUCAAUUCCUAAAUAAUGAAGAAAGUUGGGAGUUGUUUCGAAGGAAAGUGUUUAGGGGUGAAGACUAUCCUUCUGAUUUGGAGCCUUUGGGAAAACAGAUGGUUCAAAGUUGUCGUGGUUUGCCACUCUCCAUCAUUGUCUUAGCAGGGCUGCUAGCCAACAAGGAAAAGUCACGUAGAGAAUGGUCUAAAGUGGUGGGUCAUGUUAAUUGGUAUCUUACCCAAGAUGAGACCCAAGUGAAGGAUAUAGUUCUGAAACUCAGCUAUGACAACUUGCCAAGGAGAUUAAAACCAUGUUUUCUCUAUCUUGGGUUAUUUCCUGAAGACUUUGAAAUCCCUGUUACGCCAUUAUUACAAAAAUGGGUUGCGGAGGGUUUUAUACAAGAUACAGGAAAUAGAGACCCAGAUGAUGUUGCGGAAGACUACUUGUACGAGCUCAUUGAUCGCAGUUUGGUUCAAAUAGCAAGAUUGGAGAGUAAUGCAGAUGUAAAGAUAUGUCAGGUUCAUGAUCUUCUUCGAGAUCUUUGCAUAUCAGAGAGCAAAGAGGACAAAGCUUUUGAAGUUUGCACAGACAAUAACAUUCUAGUCCCGACAAAACCUCGCAGGCUGUCCAUUCACAGUAAGAUGGAUCACUACAUUUCUUCAAGCAACAAUGACCAUUCAUGUAUCCGUUCUCUGUUCUUCUUUGGCCCAGAUUACGAUGUUCAUAAGAGGGAGUGGAAAUGGCUUUUGAAAGACUUCAAACUCGUUCGAGUGUUAGAGCUCGCACCAAAAAGCCGUGGAAAGAUCCCUUCUAACAUCGGGAACUUUAUGCAUUUAAAGUACUUGAGAAUAGACUCACAGUAUAUCACAUUUGUUCCAGAUUCAAUACUUCACCUUUGGUCUCUACAAACCAUAGACCUUGGCCCUUGGAGUCGGAACGUUUCAAUUUCUUUUCCUGUCCAAGUGUGGAAACUCAAACAUUUAAGACAUUUGAGUACACGGGGGCCUAUUAAGUUGCGAGGCAGUUGUUUGGGAUCAUGUGAGAAGAUGUGCAAUUUACAAACUAUCUCUCCCCUUGUACUCAAUAAACAAGCAACAUCUCUGAUAGAGAAAGGGACAUUCCCCAAUAUUAAGAGAAUAGGGUUGAGCGUGGUUUUUGGUAAAGGUCAAUUAUCCAAACUGUUGCAGAGCUUACAACUUUUAAGGUAUUUGAAUGAGUUCGUGAUCGUCCUCCGAGAUAAAGUUUAUGGCAAUUUCGUAACAGUCCAUGAGGGUGUGGAAAGGAAGAAUGGUUGUAAGCCGCAAGAACUAUUUCAAAGUCUAGGGCAAUUUAAUUGUCUAACUGUCUUAGAGAUUAAUAACGUUAUAGACCUUCUAACUUGUGCACUCACACUUCCUUCAAACGUUACAGAGUUAAAAUUGGCAGGAAUUCGCUGCAUUAGUGACGAGGGGAUGAAGGGUUUGGGAAAUCACGCCAGACUCAAAAUUUUGAGGCUUUUUGGAUUUAUGAUUUUUUCGACUCUGAAUUCCUAUGACCUUACUUGUGUUGGAGGCAGCUUCCCACAACUAGAAGUAUUUCAAAUGGAAUUUUUGAAAAUUGAAAAGUGGAAUUUAGGCAAAGGUGCAAUGCCAAAACUUCAAAGUCUGGUGAUAAACUUUUGUGGAAGGUUAGAUGAUCUCCCAAAUGAACUCUGGUCAUUGAGUGACUUGAAAAAAGUACAUGUAACGAAACCCUCGAGACAAAUGAUUGGCGUCUUACAAAAUUUGGAAAUCAACAAUGCAGUUCAACUCGUCACAGAAGAUCUUCCACCUUGGAUGGAUGAGACGGAUUGGGAAGUUUUCGAGUAUUUGAUGGAAGGCUAAUGACCCUUAGUUUGAAGGGGCUUAGGUCCUCGGUUAAGUGGAAGCAAUGAGUGAGAAACUGACACAUGUAAUAUAAUAGUAAAUGUCAAUGUUUGAUGUGGCAUUAAUGUUUUCAUGUUUCAUUGGACCCGUAGAAGAGGUAGAUGUAUACAGAGUCAAAUAUG